This is a messenger RNA of Prorocentrum cordatum, 1074 nucleotides long. Lineage: Eukaryota; Dinophyceae; Prorocentrales; Prorocentraceae. The record is from the annotation of a GenBank genome assembly.
AUGGCGGCAGCUCCACCAGCCUGCGCUUCGGCGGUGGCCGCGGGCGUGCAGCCCGGCGAAUUCAUCGGUGCGCAGUACAACGUUGGUGGCCGCCCCAUCAUCAACGAGCUCAUCGUGGUCUUGCUGAGUCCUGGGCAGCAGGGUGCCGCCAGCAUCGUGACCCCCGACGAAGACGAUUACAAGGAGCUGUACGUCGGCACGGCCGACUUGCUGCGCUGGGACGUCUUGCCUGGUGGUGCCACGGGUGGGGUCAUGCCAUGGGCUGUGGGUGCGCGUUGCUACCAGUCCUGCCACCUGCCGAUGCCCGCCGCGCUACUUGCGGCUGCCACGGCCGCGGACGCGCGUGCUGAACGCGGGGUCGCCGGCCUGAUCGCGGCCUUGGGCGGGCCCGCUGCGGCGCCUGGGGCCCCGGCGCCGCUGGCGGCCCCGCCCCUGGCUGCGGCCGCCGCGGCUGGGGCCCUCCUGCCAGCGCCGGCCGCGCCGGCGCCCGCACCCGCGGCCGCGGCGCCCCCCGCGGCGGCCGACGCCCGCAUCCAGCCGAUGGCCUACAACGCACUGAGCGCUCGCUUGCUUAGCUUCGGUAAGCUCUUGGCACGAUUUCGCGAUCACCAGCGGAGCGAUUGGCACAUCCUGGGCCCCAGGACGACUUUGCGGGCACGCCUCUUCGUCCUUGACGACAGGCUGACGCCCCUCGGCCGCCGCUCCAAGUGGAGAUCCGAGGGGCGCCUGGCGGCGAUGGAUGCUCGGGUAACCGAUCAUGAGAGAUGUUGCUUCUACCUCGAGCAGAGGGCGCGCUUCGAUCAGCCGAACGCGCCGGGCGUCGCUUCGGACGAGAUGGCGCGUCGCGGCAUCCAGGCGGCCCGGCAGCGCAGCCGCCGCUCCGACUUCUUCCUGCCCGGGGCCAACGACGGGGCGGACGUUCUCUCAAUUGCCUCCGCGGUCACUCGGGCGGGACCCACCUGGUACCAUCCUAACAUCGGCCAGCAGUCCAGCUCGAAGUUUUUGGAAGACUGGCACCUGGGCAGGGGCGCGAUGCCUGGCGAGCCCGGCUCUGCUGAAAAAGACUUCGACUAG